This is a messenger RNA of Hordeum vulgare subsp. vulgare (domesticated barley), 1871 nucleotides long. Its product is annotated as probable fructokinase-6, chloroplastic. The record is from RefSeq and is a predicted model, not a curated record. Lineage: Eukaryota; Viridiplantae; Streptophyta; Magnoliopsida; Poales; Poaceae. The coding region runs from base 318 to 1472 and encodes 384 amino acids. Gene Ontology annotation, biological process: fructose metabolic process. The transcript has 7 exons. Gene Ontology annotation, molecular function: fructokinase activity. Gene Ontology annotation, cellular component: cytosol.
UCUAAUACCAUGCUGCUGUUAAUUUUGCGCCGUCCAUUCAGCGUUUCGCACGAACAUCGGAGAUCGGACGGCAAGGGCACCCUCCCUAGUCUCACGGGAAACACCCGCACAGCUGGCCGCCACUCCACCCGCCGGUCGCCAACGCAGCAGAGAGAACCAAUCAGGAGACAGAGGCGCUCGCUUGCCUCGCCUCCUCCGCCGCAUUCCCUCGCCGGCAGCGACAGCACAAUCCGCUUACCACCGCCGGCAGCGUCUCCCCAACCCGUUGGUCGGUGCCGCUCGAGCCCGUAAGGCCGUGUACCGGCAUCCACACCUGCAUGGCUCUCCGCGCGGCGGCCCCGCCCUGCGCCGCGGGCCACUGCCUCCCCUCCUCCCCGCCGCCUCGCGUCGGCGGCAGGCGCUUCUUCCGACCGCUCGCCUCCGCCGCGCGCGCGCCGCUCCAGAAGUCCGCAGUUUGUACCAAAGCGAUUUCAAACAGUGAUGGCACCCCUGGAACGAGCGAUUCUCCACAUGUGGUCUGUUUUGGGGAAUUACUGAUCGACUUCGUCCCAACUGUUAGUGGCGUGUCAUUGUCAGAUGCACCAGCCUUCAAGAAGGCUCCAGGGGGUGCACCGGCCAAUGUUGCAGUUGGAAUAGCUCGUCUCGGUGGCUCAGCAGCUUUCAUUGGAAAGGUUGGUGAUGAUGAAUUUGGAUACAUGCUAUCUGACAUGCUGAAGGAGAAUAACGUGAACAAUCAAGGAUUGCUAUUUGAUACUCAUGCUAGAACAGCUUUGGCAUUUGUGACACUUCGAAGUGACGGUGAACGUGAAUUCAUGUUUUAUCGUAAUCCAAGUGCAGACAUGCUGCUUGAAGAAAAAGAGCUUGACCUUGACCUUAUCAGGAAGGCAAAAAUCUUCCAUCAUGGAUCAAUAAGUCUGAUAACAGAGCCAUGUAGAACGGCACAUAUUGCAGCUUCCAAAGCUGCUAAAAAUGCUGGGGUACUAAUUUCAUAUGAUCCGAAUUUGAGGCUCCCACUGUGGACAUCAGCUGAUGAUGCUAGAGAUGGUAUCCUGAGCAUAUGGGAUACUGCUGAUCUUAUCAAGGUAAGUGCAGAGGAGAUUUCCUUUUUGACGAAUGGGGAGGAUCCAUAUGAUGAUUCUGUUGUAAAGAAACUUAUCCAUCCAAACACGAAGUUGCUUCUUGUCACUGAAGGUCCAGACGGCUGUAGAUAUUAUUCCAAGGAAUUUAGUGGAAAAGUUGGUGGAUUAAAGGUAAAUGCUGUUGACACCACUGGUGCUGGGGAUGCCUUUGUUGCUGGAAUAUUAUCUCAGCUAGCUCUGGAUUUUUCACUCCUCCAGGAUGAAGCUCGGCUUAGAGAAGCCCUGAAGUUUGCAAAUGUCUGCGGAGCUCUCACUGUGACAGAGAGAGGAGCUAUUCCUGCACUGCCCACCCGACAGCAAGUGGCUGAUGCCCUGACCAAUGUUGUUGCUUAAGUCUGCCAGACAGGUAGUUCUCAUCUUGUUUGUCGUGUAAACUAACGCAACUAGCGUUGGCCUGUCGAGCAUCAUGUUAGAAUAGUUCUAAGCUGGCUGUGUGAUUUGGUUUAACCUGUUUGGUGCCUUUCUGGUGCACCCCAGGCUACCAGCCAACCAAAUAAGAUGCAAGAUGCAAGUUGCGGUCCAUUUUCACUUGUGAAAUUUGUGUUUGGAGCUUCAGAGCUACUACUUGCUGUGUAAUCUUUGUAUAUUUUUACCGCGGUUAUCUGCUGGUGCUGUGAGGAAGUAUAUUUCGGGCUAACCGUGAAAAAAAAAAGAAAUUGGCUAGAAAAGGUUUAUUGUGUGCACUCAGUUUACUAUUUAGGGAAAAUAUGAAUGAGGUACUAUUCAUGAUGA